This is a messenger RNA of Staurois parvus, 397 nucleotides long. The record is from the annotation of a GenBank genome assembly. Lineage: Eukaryota; Metazoa; Chordata; Amphibia; Anura; Ranidae.
GCCUUAUUUCACAGAUCGAGAAAUUGAAUUGUACCAAGGAGCUGCGCAGUAUGAAAAUCCUCCUCAUAUCUAUGCAUUAACAGACAACAUGUAUCGUAACAUGCUGAUUGAUAGUGAGAACCAAUGUGUCAUCAUCAGCGGUGAGAGUGGAGCAGGAAAAACGGUGGCUGCUAAGUACAUUAUGGGCUACAUAUCCAAAGUAUCUGGAGGAGGAAGCAAAGUGCAGCAUGUAAAAGAUAUCAUUCUUCAGUCUAACCCUCUUCUUGAAGCAUUUGGCAAUGCCAAGACGGUCAGGAACAACAAUUCGAGUCGAUUUGGUAAAUACUUUGAAAUACAGUUCAGCCGUGGAGGAGAGCCAGAUGGAGGCAAGAUAUCAAACUUUCUGCUGGAAAAAUCC